AUGCGGAGACAGUGUGAGAGGAACUUGGAGGAUUGUUCCUGGGACCCUAGCCUUGUCUGGUGGAAGGACGGCUAUAGCCUCGAGAUUGAUGACUGGUUGUGUGGAUUGCAUGCAAGAAAGGAGGAGAAAAGAGAAGGAAUGGGGAAGGGCCACGACAUGAGACCAAAAAGUAAUUAUGGUGUCAAAGGGGCAGGGCAGGAUGAAGUCCUCCUCUGCUGCCCUUCCGAAGCCAGUGUCAAGGAGGCUGCCGGGAAGAGGCAAGCGGCCCAGCCUCCAGAUUCCCCGGAACCGGGAAAGUGCUUCUGUCAGCCUCUGGUUUUUCUCGGGACUUCCCAGAAAUUUGGAAUCCGUCCCGCUCCGCCCCGGGGCUGGUCCCAGAGCAAGGGACCAGCGCCGUCAAUAAAUCGGGAACCUCUUCCUGGCCCGGCUGGCACCCGCAGGCGCCAGCCUGAGACCCAGGAGCUUCGGUUCAGCCACCUGAGUACUACAGUCUGUCAGUCCCCUCGUUUCGGACCCGGACAGGAACGUAGUCCCUUCACCAUGCUCACGCUCCUGCUGCUACUGUGGUCGGCCCUGCUCCUGAGGCCGGGGUUGGGGGAUGCUCAGCCGGAGCCCAGAGACAUCCCCCCGGCGCGCUGCCUGCUGCCCCCAGAUGAUGGGCCGUGCCGAGCCCGCCUCCCCAGCUUCUACUAUGAUCGCCACCUGCAGAGCUGCCGCCCCUUCAUCUUCGGGGGCUGCGAGGGCAAUGCCAAUAACUUCGAGACGCCCGAGGACUGUGAGCAGGCGUGUGGGUGGAUUCCGAGAGUUCCCAAAAUAUGCAGGCUGGAAGCCAGUGGAGCAGAGUUUGGGGAGUACCAGGAGCAGCAGUAUUUCUUCAACCUCAGCUCCAUGGCCUGUGAGAAGUUUGUAUUCACUGGUGGUCCUGGCAAUCACAACCGAUUCCCAGACGCUGCCACAUGCAAGGACUUUUGUGCUCCCGUGAAAGCCCCCCAAUUCUGCUAUAGCCCACCAGAUGGAGGGUCUUGCUCAGCAAAUGUGACCCGCUAUUAUUUUAACUGGAAAAGCAAGAUCUGCGAGCCCUUUACCUACACUGGCUGUGGUGGCAACGAAAACAACUUUGUCUCCCUGAGGGACUGUUCCCAUGUCUGUGUAAAAGCCCUGAAGAAAAAGCUAAGAAGGACAGCCAGACUCAGGUUUGCCAAGAAAAAGAUGAGGAUGUACAAGAAGCUCCCCUGAUCAUGCCCCUGUUUGGGACCUCUGGGACUGGGACUGCACCAGCCCCCGUCCUGGACAUGAACUUUGGAAAGGUCGGCACUUGUGUGGCAACAAACGGCAAGAUGGGAGCAAUGAGAUUGGCGGAGCUGCUCUUUUCCUCUGGUUCGGAAGAUGUGAUGUUUUUGUGUGUUGUUGGGUUACCGGCAGCUCUUUGUUAAGGAUCAGCUGCCCGUUGGCUCACUCCUUGGCUGAGCUUUAUGGGGCGUAUUGAAUGAGGGUCAUUUUUCUAUGGUUCUAUUCUCUUCUCAUUUUGGCAGGGGCUGAUUGGGGACUUGGAGCUGCCGCACUCUCAGAAGUUGGCAUGGUCUGAUGAGGGUCUUCAGGCAUGAGGAGAGUUUCAGGCUUUUUGUCUGCAGAAAGGGGAUUUCUGAGGGCGGAGAAGAGACAACCACAGUCUGCGUGACACGCCGUGAACCUGGAGGCGGAGGUCCUUUGUCUGGUCAUGGUUAGGUCCCCGGGGAGCAGGAGCAAUGUCUUCUGGAGUCCUCUGCCCCGCUCAGUGUAGGGCGACUGGGGCUGGGGGAGAGGGGAAGGGAUGGCCGAGAUAGCACCUUUGAGCCUGGUCUGUAGGUCUCUGGGCUUCCUUCCAGUAACCAGCAACCACUCGAGUGCCCAAUACCAGGCACAAAGUACCCACCAGGCACGGCUGGUUAUGCUUGUGACCCUGCUGGGGUCACAUGAAGCAUCCUUGGAGUAUGCUACUUCUAAAGAUGGCUCAAGGUUAGAGAAAACAUUAAGAGUUGGGCUUUUGAGGGCAGGAAAGAUGAGCGUGUUUGCUUUUCUCCAGAUAGAGAAUCCAUUGUCAGAUUUUCCCCUGGGAAACAAGAAGCCAGUUCUGUGGAAGCACCUCUGCCAUCCUCCAUGGGAGUUGGUGCCUCCACCCAUCUACCUUGACCAGGAAGGUUUUCCUCUUCAACCCCUUAUUUCAGAAGCCCAGCAGGGCAGGGGUCAUGUACAUGGUCCCCAUUCACAGAGAUGGCCAACCAGGACCAGGAAGGGAAGGGGCUCGGAUCAUGGGGUCAGGGCCCUGAGGGAUGGAGGGGCUUUGGAUCGCUUCCAAUCCGCCCCCCGCCCAGAAAGCCCAGAUGUACUCCUUUCUGUAUGGUCAUUCCAAGACAAAAUCGGUGACAGUUCUGAGCUCCUCAAGUCUUCUUUUCUCCGUUUUAGGAAUCCCUCCUUUGAGGGGUUAAAUGACCCGACUACACCUUAGUGGUUCCACCUGUGAUGCUCAUUUUCUUUCUAGCAAGAAUCACUCUUGAAUUUAAUACAUGUCUUCAGUAUCACCAAGUUCUUAAUAAAACAUUUAUUUGAAUGAAA
This is a messenger RNA of Dromiciops gliroides (monito del monte), 2592 nucleotides long. It is a transcript of the gene TFPI2, whose product is annotated as tissue factor pathway inhibitor 2. The transcript has 7 exons. The record is from RefSeq and is a predicted model, not a curated record. Bases 1 to 1236 code for a protein of 411 amino acids. NCBI's taxonomy places the organism in Eukaryota, Metazoa, Chordata, Mammalia, Microbiotheria, Microbiotheriidae. Gene Ontology annotation, molecular function: serine-type endopeptidase inhibitor activity.